UGUUCCGUCAGCCACCUCUAUCUCAACUCGAGGAGAAGUGCAACUUUCGGCGUGUUCCAGACGCACCUUGACUGACCAGUUGCAGGUGGACAUCGUGCAUGCAAUUGCAUGCAACGGACUGAAAAAUAAUAGAUUAUAUUGUUUAACUGAUUUAAGUAGGAUAAUAGAAGAUAAGUGGGUAAAUUAAAAUGUGGUCUGGUCUCAUCUGACGGACUCAAGGUAAUGCAGCGAUGAGCAGCGGCAGGUGAUGGUGAUGUGGAUGCUGACGCGCCGUGGCUCAACUUGUCUCCAAGUAGCGUUUUUUGCACGAUGGGCGACCGGACUGUUUUAUCGUUCAACAGAAGUCACCUUCUGAAUCGAAAGCAUAAAGUUAUGGGAUUAUUUAAAAAGUCAUUUUGACAAUUCCCCCAAUAAUUUUUAUUUAGCCACUACUUGUUAAUGAAAUAGACCUGAGCAAAUAAACAAAUGGGUCUUUUUUAAAGUCCACACCGAGUAUUGCGUAUUGCAGUAAAUCCUAAAACUUUGGUAGGAGAUUGAGUGAAAACACUGAGACAGUUUUGCCUUUAUCGAGUUAAUCCGGAUCCCGUUGGCUCGUAUGGGACUGAGGCACUCAUCGCGGUGCCUGCUCCUGCGGAGAAAGAUGGCGGAGGCGGAGAGCUCGGAGAAGAAAGAAAGUCAUAGACAUUUGGGAUGGCACAAGGGUGAGUAAAUUAUGAGAUAAUGUUCAUUUUUGGGUGAACUAUCCCUUUUACCAGCACCACCAGCCGAAGCAACAGGAGCAACGCAUUUCCAGUGUGCCCUCGUCCCAGUCUUUGCAACCAUCUCCACUACCAAAGCCAGUGACCUCUGUUCACCAUGUUCCACUCCCCCCACAUACUCCACAUGUCUCUGCACUGUCCACAUGUCCCGGUCGAGGCAAGAUGGCCAAGUUGCUCAACCCAGAGGAGAUGACAUCACGGGACUACUACUUUGACUCCUAUGCCCACUUUGGAAUUCAUGAGGAGAUGCUAAAGGAUGAGGUGAGGACACUGACCUAUAGAAACUCCAUGUACCACAAUAAACACAUCUUUAAGGAUAAGAUUGUUCUAGAUGUGGGAAGCGGAACCGGAAUCCUCUCAAUGUUUGCUGCUAAGGCAGGAGCCAAGCAUGUAUAUGGGAUCGAAUGCUCUAGUAUAUCAGAGUAUUCAGAGAAAAUCAUCAAAUCAAAUCACCUGGACAAUGUUAUUACCAUCAUUAAAGGUAAGGUGGAGGAGACAGAAUUACCAGUGGAUCAGGUGGACAUCAUCAUUUCAGAGUGGAUGGGCUACUGUCUUUUCUACGAGUCUAUGCUCAAUACAGUCAUCUAUGCCAGGGACAAAUGGCUGAAGCCUGGGGGCUUUAUGUUUCCAGACAGAGCAACAUUGUAUGUAGUUGCCAUUGAGGAUCGGCAAUACAAAGACUUCAAAAUUCACUGGUGGGAGAACGUCUACGGUUUUGAUAUGACAUGCAUUCGGAACGUCGCUAUGAUGGAGCCCCUGGUGGAUAUAGUAGAUCCGAAACAACUCGUGACCAACUCUUGCCUCAUAAAGGAGGUGGACAUCUACACGGUAAAGACUGAAGACCUGACGUUCACCUCGGCCUUCUGCCUGCAGAUUCAGAGGAAUGACUACGUUCACGCCCUUGUCACGUACUUCAACAUUGAGUUCACCAAGUGUCACAAGAAGACUGGAUUUUCAACAGCCCCUGAUGCUCCAAGUACUCACUGGAAGCAGACAGUGUUUUAUCUGGAGGAUUACCUAACUGUGCGGAGAGGAGAGGAAAUCCUGGGUAGCAUCACUGUGAAGCCCAACGAAAAUAAUGAGCGUGACUUGGAUUUCACCUUCGAGCUUGAUUUCAAAGGACAGCUUUGUGAUGCAGCCAUCUCCCACGACUACAAGAUGCGGUAAAGCUCAUCCCGGGUUGGAGUGUGACUUCCCACAGAGAUUCAGCAGAGAGACAGAUG
Molecule: messenger RNA, 1981 nt
Organism: Myxocyprinus asiaticus (Chinese sucker)
Lineage: Eukaryota; Metazoa; Chordata; Actinopteri; Cypriniformes; Catostomidae
Product: protein arginine N-methyltransferase 8-B
Exons: 10
Coding region: 921-1925 (334 amino acids)
Biological process (GO): peptidyl-arginine methylation
Cellular component (GO): plasma membrane
Molecular function (GO): protein-arginine N-methyltransferase activity
Source: RefSeq, a predicted model, not a curated record